Molecule: messenger RNA, 816 nt
Organism: Parastagonospora nodorum SN15
Lineage: Eukaryota; Fungi; Ascomycota; Dothideomycetes; Pleosporales; Phaeosphaeriaceae
Exons: 2
Coding region: 1-816 (271 amino acids)
Biological process (GO): protein deubiquitination; ubiquitin-dependent protein catabolic process
Cellular component (GO): cytoplasm
Molecular function (GO): cysteine-type deubiquitinase activity
Source: RefSeq, a predicted model, not a curated record
AUGUCUGCGUCAGAGUCGCCCGAUGUGCCCGCGGGCAAGAAGAGGUUCGUCCCUCUGGAGAACAAUCCCGAGGUCAUGUCCGCUCUUGUCCACAAGCUGGGCCUAUCACAGAAGCUGGCUUUCCACGAUGUCUUCAGCAUAGAUGAGCCGGAGCUGCUUGCCUUCGUGCCGCGACCCGCUCACGCGCUGCUCCUAGUGUUCCCCGUGAGCGAGACAUAUGAAAAGUUCCGCAUUCAGGAGGACAAAGACCGGCCCGAGUACCAGGGCCAUGGUCCGGAAGAGGAGGUUGUUUGGUAUAAACAGACGAUUGGGAAUGCCUGUGGGCUCAUAGGCCUGCUCCAUGGCGUGUCCAACGGCACAGCACGCUCCCAUAUCGGUAUGCUUCUGCACGCUGCCCGAGACAGUCUGACACAGCAACUGACAGGACCGACAGACCCCGCCUCCAACCUAGCCAAGCUCCUGAACGAUGCGAUACCUCUGAAACCCAUCCAGCGUGCUGACCUGCUCUACGAAUCAGAAGCCCUUGAGAGCGCGCACCAGGCUGCUGCCGCUGGUGGAGACACCAGCGCUCCAACCGCCGAGGACAACGUUGAUUUACAUUACGUCUGCUUCGUCAAAUCACCCGACAACAAUUUGUGGGAACUCGACGGCCGACGCAAAGGCCCGCUCAAUCGCGGCGAGUUGGCCCCGGAUGAAGACGUGCUCAGCGAGAAGGCUCUUGAUCUCGGAGUACGCAGCUUUCUCAAACGUGAAGCCGCUGCUGGAGGAGGCGAUUUACGCUUCAGUCUGAUUACACUUGCCGAAUCUCUAGAUUAG